AUGGUAUUCAACGAAUUGGAUCCCAGAAUUUCAAGAGCAUUAUCAAAACUCAACUUUCAUAAACCAACUCUGAUACAAGCUGAAGCGAUUCCUUUAGCGUUGGCCGGUAAAGACAUACUAGCAAGAGCAAAGACCGGGAGUGGUAAAACAGCAGCUUAUUGUUUACCAGUUAUUCAAAAGAUAUUAAUUGUUAAAGAGGCAAGGCAUUUGGAUAAUACACAGCAUGAUGCCAUACCUGAAACAUCAUCGGAUCGUGCCGCAAUUCGAUCUCUCAUUUUAGUUCCAACUCGAGAACUAGCUGAACAAGUCACAAAACACAUCAAUAGUUUUCUAAUAUAUUGCUCUAAGGAAAUAAAAGUAGUCAACAUAGCAAAUACUACACCAGUGCAAUUGCAAAGACCGAUUUUAUCAGAAUUACCUGAUAUAAUUGUUGCAACUCCUAGUCGUGCGUUAGCACAUCUUGAAUCGCAAAAUAUUGUUGUUCGCGACACACUUGAUUCGCUUGUUAUUGACGAAGCGGAUCUUGUGCUGUCAUAUGGAUAUGAAGACGAUAUACAGAAAAUAUUGACUCAUUUACCAAAAAUUUUCCAAUGCUUUCUAAUGAGUGCAACUUUAACAAAGAACGUCGAGGAUUUGAAACAAUUAGUGUUGAGAAAUCCUGCUAUUUUGACAUUGCAUGAAGAUAAGGAUGAAAUCAAUCUUACACAAUAUUGUGUGCGGUGCUCUGAAGUUGACAAAUUUCUUUUAAUAUAUGUCAUCUUAAAACUUCGCCUAAUUAAAGGCAAAUGUAUUUUGUUUGUUAAUGACAUUGAUCGAUGUUAUCGUCUAAAAUUAUUUUUGGAGCAAUUCUCGAUCAAAACAUGUGUUUUGAAUUCAGAGUUGCCUUUAAAUUCCAGAUAUCAUAUUGUUCAAGAAUUUAACAAAGGAAUUUAUGAUUACAUUACGAAAAAUGUUAACAAAAAGCAUAAUAAAACCCAUUUACGGAAAAAAGACAAGGAAUAUGGGUCAUCCCGUGGUAUUGAUUUCAUCAAUGUAACAGCAGUUAUAAACUUUGAUUUUCCAACGUCAGCAAAAUCUUAUACCCACAGAGUUGGGCGAACUGCACGUGCUUCUCAACAAGGAAUGAGUCUAAGUUUUGUUGUUCCAAAAGAACUUGCAGGAAAACACAAAUAUGUAUCGUGCCCAUCGGCAAAGCACGAUGAAGAAGUAUAUGCUAAAGUAGAGAAACAACAAUCAUUAGCAGGUGCAACCUUAAGACCUUAUUUUUUCGAUAUGAAACAAGUGGAAGGAUUUCGAUAUCGUAUGGAAGAUGCAAUGAGGGCUGUUACGCGUGCUGCAAUUAAGGAAGCACGAUUGAAAGAUGUUAAGUCUGAAAUUUUAAAAUCAGAAACAUUGAAG
Messenger RNA from Cetraspora pellucida, 1398 nucleotides. NCBI's taxonomy places the organism in Eukaryota, Fungi, Glomeromycota, Glomeromycetes, Diversisporales, Gigasporaceae. The record is from the annotation of a GenBank genome assembly.